AGCUCACUCGUCCAUUUUUCAACAGUACUAGUCAGUCAUGGAGCGCCUUUCCAAUCUCGCCGGUCAUCUCCUCGCCAACGGACCCGCGCCUGCCGCCGCCUCUGCCGCCCCUUCCGCCGCAGCCUUCCCCAAGCGCGACGACGACGUUGUGAUUGUGUCUGCCGUGCGCACUCCCAUCACCAAGGCCAAGCGCGGCGGCUUCCGCGACACCCCGCCGGACGACCUUCUCGCCGCCGCCAUGCAAGCCGCCGUCCAGCGUGCGAACGUUGAUCCCAAGCUCAUCGGCGACAUUGUUGUCGGCAACGUCCUCCAGCCUGGCGCCGGUGCGCUCACAUCCCGAUUCGCGCAGUUCUUUGCGGGCAUCCCGGAAACAACCCCGAUCGUCGCAGUCAACCGCCAGUGCAGCUCGGGUCUGCAGGCGUGCGCGAACAUUGCCUCGAGCAUUCGCUUUGGCACGAUUGACAUUGGCCUCGCUGCGGGCGUCGAAUCGAUGACUCAGGCACCCAUGACCGCGUCCGUUCCCGAAAACCUCAACCCGCGCGUCGGCACCAACGACAAGGCCAGCGACUGUCUGAUUCCCAUGGGCAUCACCUCGGAAAACGUCGCAGCACGCUACGGUGUCUCGCGCGCCGACCAGGACGCGUUCGCCGCCCUGUCGCACCAGCGCGCCGCCAAGGCGCAGCAGGAGGGCCUGUUUGCCAACGAAAUCAUCCCCGUCACCGUCACUGUCACCGACAAGGAAGGCAACGAGAAGCAGGUCACGGUGAGCGCCGACGACGGUGUUCGCGCCGACACGACCGCCGCGUCCCUCAGCAAGCUCAAGCCCGCCUUCUCUGCCGAUGGCUCCACGACCGCGGGCAACUCGAGCCAGGUCAGCGAUGGUGCUGCCGCUGUGGUCAUGGCGCGCCGCAGCGUGGCUGUCAAGCUUGGCCUGCCAAUUCUCGGCACCUUCCGCGGCUUUGCUGUCGCCGGCGUUGCCCCUGACGAAAUGGGCAUUGGCCCGGCCGUGGCCAUUCCCGCAGCGCUCGAGAAGGCUGGCCUCCGCGUCUCCGACAUUGACAUUUACGAAAUCAACGAGGCGUUUGCCAGCCAGGCCCUCUACUCUGUCCGCAAGCUCGGCAUUCCGAUGGAGCGCGUCAACCCCAAGGGCGGCGCCAUUGCCCUCGGCCACCCCCUCGGCUGCACCGGUGCGCGUCAGGUCUCGACUCUUCUGUACGAGCUGAAGCGUCGCAAGCAGCGUCUUGGUGUUGUGUCGAUGUGCAUCGGCACGGGCGCUGGAGCUGCAGCAAUCUUUGAGGCAGAGCUAUAAUGUGUGCACUGCAUCAACCAAAUUAAAAAAAUUCAUGUGAACGAAUCGCGAAUAAUAGAGCGG
Capsaspora owczarzaki ATCC 30864 is the source of this 1372-nucleotide messenger RNA. RefSeq names its product peroxisomal 3-ketoacyl-CoA thiolase B. Bases 38 to 1309 code for a protein of 423 amino acids. Gene Ontology annotation, cellular component: peroxisome. The record is from RefSeq and is a predicted model, not a curated record. Gene Ontology annotation, molecular function: acetyl-CoA C-acyltransferase activity. The transcript has 3 exons. Gene Ontology annotation, biological process: fatty acid beta-oxidation; phenylacetate catabolic process. NCBI's taxonomy places the organism in Eukaryota, Filasterea, Ministeriida, Capsasporidae.